UUCAAUUCCACACGCGCCUAUCAGCAGCGCACACUUCCACACACAUAUACAUUUACUAGCAGACAGACAAUUAUUGAGCCAAACAAUGAGCGGUUCCGAGGAUAACGAAAUCGAUCGAGCAUUGAUCAUCUGCCAGUCGGUGGAGAGCAGCUUGGUAGCGUGUCUACGAACGGUGCAACGGCUGAAUGAGAAAUAUAAUGCGCCCGAUCGUUACAAAAUCGAUAUGAAACCGUUUGAUACAGAUCUCUCCUUUGCAGCCACGGAUAAUGCGUCGCUAUUCUCCGAGUCCACAAGCAUUUCCCUCUCGAGCAUUUCCAAUCUAACUGUGGACACCAGUUCGCUUGCCACAAGCACCAGCGCGAGCAUUGACGAGAUCUGCCCCAAAGUUGUGGGCCGCACCACCCGCGAGUUGGACGACUCGUAUGUCUACUUGAAAUGGAAAUGCAUUAAGGUGCGGCGGGACAUGGAGGCUGCUUUGGCGCAUGCGCAACGUCUGGCGGCACGCUCCAGUCGACAGAAGCGUCUGAAGCACACCAUGUUGCACAAUGCUUGGUGCACGUUCAAAAUAACGUGCGUGCAUUGAAGAGUGUGGUCCCAGCACUCGCUCUCUUUGCCACUUUUCCGCAUUUUAUUAAAAAUUACUGUCACCAUUAAGUGUUCAACUUUUUGCAACUUUCAAAACUCAUUUGGCUGACAUCAGAGUGACGCAAAGUUUUCACGGCAUAGACAUGGACAUGGACAAGCAGAUGGACAAGGAGAUGGAAGUGGACGUGGACGAGGACGUGGAUGGGGCAGAAGACGUACUCGUAUAUAAAUACGCGACACUGGCUGCGUGUUCCACAAGUUUUUCAGCAGUUUUUUUUUCAUUUUCAUCGCGCACUUGCGCUCUCUCUCCCCCCUGUACUCGUAAUGAUGAUAAGACUAAGAAAAUGUGUUACAACAUGUUUAUGGGGCUGACAAUGGAAAAGGCAAAUAGUCGCAUGUAUGGAAAAAUAUGAGAAAUUGCCGAGCGCAAGACAGCAGUGGGAAAAGUUCAGAUAAUGUAAUGCAAAAGUGCCCGGGCGGAACUUUUGCAUAGAACGAGCAACAAGAACAAGAACAACAACAACAACAAGAACAGCAGCAAGGACAACAGCAUGGCAACUUUCCUGUUUUUUCAUCGUGUUUCUUGUUUAGCUCAAAACACAUUAAAAAAGUAGCAUAAUAUUU
Scaptodrosophila lebanonensis is the source of this 1209-nucleotide messenger RNA. RefSeq lists its product as uncharacterized. The record is from RefSeq and is a predicted model, not a curated record. Lineage: Eukaryota; Metazoa; Arthropoda; Insecta; Diptera; Drosophilidae. The transcript has a single exon. Bases 86 to 583 code for a protein of 165 amino acids.